UUUGAUGUCAAAAAGUUACAGAGCGUCCUUAACAUUCGUAUUAGUAACGUAUCAAAAUAUUUAAAAAAUCUGCAAUCAUCCAUUCGAUACCUGUGAUUUUUGUGUUACCUCUAAACAAAUCGUGAAUCUAACUUUUCAUAAUGUCUAUCGGGGUGCCAAUUAAAGUUCUGCACGAAGCUGAAGGUCAUAUAGUAACUUGUGAGACGAUCACCGGCGAAGUAUACAGAGGAAAACUCAUAGAAGCCGAGGAUAAUAUGAAUUGCCAGAUGACUCAGAUAACUGUAACCUACAGGGACGGAAGGGUGGCACAGCUCGAGAACGUUUACAUAAGGGGCUCGAAAAUUAGGUUUCUAAUUCUACCGGAUAUGUUGAAAAAUGCUCCGAUGUUUAAGAAACAAACCAAAGCAGGAACGGCGGGUAGAGGCAAAUCUGCAAUACUUCGAGCGCAAGCUCGGGGAAGAGGAAGAGGUCAAACGCCACCGGUGAGAGGUGGAAGGGGCGGAGCUUGGCAGAACCAACAGGGUGCCCCGACAGGGCGGGGAAGAUAAGAAAAACAUUUUUUAUUAAGACUAUGUACAUAUUUAUUAAGAAUUUGUCAUCGAAACCAAUCGAGUGUUGUGUCCGGUUUUGCGUAUCAAUUUCCAACAACUACAGUUGUCGAGAUAUUUAUAGGCUAGUUUAAUGAUGUAUUUAAGAUAAAAAAAAGUUUUUAUUAGGUACCAUUAAAUUACUUUAUUUCGA
Molecule: messenger RNA, 741 nt
Organism: Anoplophora glabripennis (Asian longhorned beetle)
Lineage: Eukaryota; Metazoa; Arthropoda; Insecta; Coleoptera; Cerambycidae
Gene: SmD3
Product: small nuclear ribonucleoprotein Sm D3
Exons: 2
Coding region: 141-548 (135 amino acids)
Biological process (GO): spliceosomal snRNP assembly; RNA processing
Cellular component (GO): U1 snRNP; catalytic step 2 spliceosome; U2 snRNP
Molecular function (GO): RNA binding
Source: RefSeq, a predicted model, not a curated record